This is a messenger RNA of Exophiala oligosperma, 2647 nucleotides long. RefSeq lists its product as hypothetical. The transcript has 2 exons. The record is from RefSeq and is a predicted model, not a curated record. Lineage: Eukaryota; Fungi; Ascomycota; Eurotiomycetes; Chaetothyriales; Herpotrichiellaceae. The coding region runs from base 540 to 1844 and encodes 434 amino acids. Gene Ontology annotation, biological process: proteolysis. Gene Ontology annotation, molecular function: metallodipeptidase activity.
CAACAAUUCAUCACCCCGAAAGACUCGCGCGGAUUUCUGCCGCAUCUGCGACCUUCCACUACAACAACUCUCACAUAGGGCCGAACUACCCGCAAGUAACCUUCCUGAUAAACACAUACAUGUUCCUCAAAUCUCGUGCUUCUCCAUUCUCUUUCAAGAGUCUGCGUACCUUGUCAAGCACUUUUCCUUCCUCUCACAUCCAGAGCAAAUCCAAUCUUGCUCCCCUGCAUCCAUUGACCUUUACACCAGUCCGGACCUACUACGGCCAUAUCACAGACCACAAGAUGGCGCCUCAAUUGGAACCCUACUUCAAGAAGGUCGAUGAACUGGCCGACUCAUUCAUUGAGCGUAAGCAAAGAAGCCGUCCGCUUCAACACCAUCAGUGGCGGGGUAAUGACAGAGAUUUGCAACAGGUCUGCGCAAAGCCGUCGCCAUCCCUUCCGUGUCUGCAGAUGAAGAGAAGAGAAAGGAAGUCGUACGGGUACGGGCAUAUUGUAUCCAGCCAUGACUUGGUCGGACAUGACUGAAGAAAACAAUAGAUGGGCCAGUUCCUCGCCAACGAGCUUGAGACACUCGGCGCAGAAGUGCAACAACGACCCUUGGGCAAACAGCCGGGCAAGGAACACCUCGACCUCCCUCCCGUCAUCAUUGCGCGCUACGGCAACGACAAGUCGAAACGAACAAUUCUCGUUUACGGGCACUACGACGUCCAACCUGCGCUCCUGGAGGAUGGCUGGGCGACGGAACCCUUCAAGCUGACCAUUGAUGACAAGGGCCGCAUGUACGGCCGUGGAAGCACUGACGACAAGGGCCCUGUGCUGGGUUGGAUCAACGCCAUUGAGGCACACCAGAAGGCCGGCGUGGACUUCCCCGUCAACCUGCUCUGCUGCUUCGAGGGUAUGGAAGAAUACGGCUCCGAGGGUCUCGACGACUUUAUCAAAGCCGAGGCCAAACAGUUCUUCAAAGACGCCGACGCAGUUUGCAUAAGCGACAAUUACUGGCUCGGUACCGAGAAGCCUUGCCUCACGUACGGUCUCAGAGGAUGCAACUACUACUCGGUCGAGAUCUCCGGCCCAGGCCAGGACUUGCACUCUGGCGUGUUCGGCGGCACGGCACACGAGCCCAUGACCGACCUCAUGGCCGUCCUGGGCAAACUGGUCGACGUCAACGGGAAGAUCCUCAUCCCUGGUAUCAACGAGAUGGUUGCGCCUGUCACGGAGGAUGAAAAGGCCCUCUACGGCCCCAUCGCCUACACCAUGGACAACCUAUACGAGAGUCUUGGCAGCACGACGGGAAUCUUUGACGACAAGGAGCGCACGUUGAUGGCGAGAUGGCGGUUCCCGUCACUGUCGAUCCACGGUGUCGAGGGUGCCUUCUCGGCCCCAGGCGCAAAGACCGUCAUCCCGGCCAAGGUCAUCGGCAAGUUCUCCAUCCGUACCGUGCCGGACAUGGAGUCACCGCAGGUCAACGAGGCGGUGUACAAAUACGUCAAGGACGAGUUUGCCAAGCUCGGGUCCAAGAACAAGCUCGACGUCUACUGCCAGCACGACGGGAAGUGGUGGGUGGCCAGUCCGAAGCACUGGAACUUUUCGGCCGCGAGCAAGGCCGUCAAGGAGGUCUACGGUGUCAAGCCAGACAUGACCCGCGAAGGUGGCAGUAUCCCGGUCACCCUCACGUUCGAGGAGGCGACCGGCAAGAAUGUGCUCUUGUUGCCCAUGGGAAGCAGCACGGACGCGGCGCACAGCAUCAACGAGAAACUCGACCGGAGGAAUUACAUUGAAGGUACGAAGCUGUUGGGUGCGUACCUUCAUUAUGUUGCGGAAGAGCCCAUGGUGGCUGCGUAGAUACCUAUCUUAGGCACCUAUUCGUGUCUGAUGCCCUCGAGAAGUCAACGAUAGCGGCAGAGAGGGACUCGACUGUUCACCUGGACCUAAAAUAGAAGUGCUAUAAGACGACUUGUUAAAUUAUGCCGAUUCCCGAGCCCUAGAAAAGUAUAGUCUCGUAUCGUACAGUAUUUAUCUCAGAAUCCUCGACCCUCAUACACCAGGCACUAACGAGCUUAAGUUCACCCCAAUCUUGAUCUUGAUCGGAACCACGAAACAAACCUGAUCUUGCCUACGGCGACGCAUUCCAGGAGCGGAAACAGACGGAUCCAGGCUCCAGUCAGUUUCCAAAACGUCUCCAUCUCAUAAGACCUUCGCAUUCUCAAGGAUGAAGAGUCACGCUCGAAGGGAAUAUCUAUACCGUCCGCGUAAGCAGACUAACACUAAAUCUACCAACCCAAUAAGAGACUUCCCCUGCCACGGACGGCUUGAAAUCGGAUGCUGUCACGGUUAGGAGAGGUCUGAUCUUGGAGAAGCAUGCAUGCCUUGAGCAGCGCUUUCGCUUCCCAAGGGAAACGCAACGACCUCUGAGCUGGGAUGCCACCGAUGCAGGUCGUCGAUACCAAUGACCUCGUCUUCUUUGACGUAAUGUUGCAUCAGGUCCAUGGUGAUAGGUGAAAGAGCUCCUAGUUACAGUCAGGACAUGUACUUCGUCGACUAUAGAUCGCGCAAGGCUGAACAAGUGGACCUUUAAGUACGAACCUGUUGAGUCUGACAUAAAGGUACUAGCGCGGACGAUAAGCCGGCGAAUUUGUAAUGAAAUG